ACGAUACUCUUCAAAAAAGUUGUCCAGUUCACUGAUGUCCCAUUAAGAGAUUGAAGUAACAAUUAGUAUUUAGGAUUUAUAAAUAAGGUGACUUAUGCAGUCAAUAAAUAAUUUAUUUUCAAAGCUAACUUUCCGUUCAAAUGAUACUGAAGUUAAACAACAGAUAGAUGUUGGGACAUCAGUUGAUUCCGUCACAGUGUCAGCUGAGGUGAAGGGAGACAACCAGGAGACCACCAAAGUCAUGACUGCAGAGAUGGUGAUGAUGAGGGAGACUGUCUAUGAUCUUAUCAAAGAUAUAAGGGAUCCAGAAAAACCUCAGACGCUGGAAGAAUUAAAUGUUGUAUCUGAAGAUAAUAUAUCUGUGGAGGAAUUUUCUGAUGAUAAAUUAUAUGUGAAAAUAGUAUUUGUUCCUACAGUGCCACAUUGCUCAUUAGCUUCUUUAAUAGGGUUAUGCUUAAGAAGGAAGUUGAUAACCUGUUUUCCCGAAAAACAUAAGCUUGAUAUUUUUGUGAAGGAAGGAAGUCAUGACACUGCUGAUGAAAUUAAUAAACAAAUCAAUGACAAGGAGAGAAUAGCAGCAGCAAUGGAGAACCCAAAUCUACGAGAUCUUGUGGAAAAAUGUAUAAAUGACGAGGGAGGUUAUGGAUAAACUAUUAAAUUAGAUAAUGUAAAAACAAUAUUCUAACAACUACAAAUGGAUCCUGAUUCCUGUGCCAAAUUAUCUCAAACUUCCAAACAUAAUUAUAUUAUAAAACAUCAACAAUAACAACAAUCAGAGUAUCAGUUAUUGUCUAAUAAUGGUGGAGACAAUAUACUUAGGCCAAGGAGCAUUUGUGUGUAAUAAUAAUACGUAUUAAAAUGUGCAAUUAAUGACAUGGUUUAGUGCAAAUGGAGAAUUAUAUCCAUAUACAAUGAAUUUAGUGAAGUUUAGGCUCUUCUAUUAAGCUUCACAGACAUGGUUUACAUUGUACAACAACUUUGUUCAUCCAAAAAGAUUGCUUGAUUUUUGCUAUCAUUGGCUAUAACUUUGUUAUGUAUGAAUGGUUGUCUUCAUACUUGAACGCAACAAUCGUUUGGACACGACCUUCAACUAGACCAAAUUGAUUAUGACCUUAGCUCAUCGGUGACCUUGACCUUGAAGGUCAAAUAAAUGAAUAUUGCUUGAUUUUUGCUACAAUUGGCUAUAAUUUAGUUAUUUUUUGAAUAGAUUGUCGUCAUACUUAAACACAACUACCACAAGGACAAUGUCUUAAAUUUGACCUUGAUCUUUAAAUGACCUUGAACAUGAAGUUAUUGUUAUUUUUCAGUU
Messenger RNA from Ruditapes philippinarum (Manila clam), 1309 nucleotides. Its product is annotated as cytosolic iron-sulfur assembly component 2A-like. The record is from RefSeq and is a predicted model, not a curated record. Lineage: Eukaryota; Metazoa; Mollusca; Bivalvia; Venerida; Veneridae.